GUAUUCCGUUUAUGAUAUACGUAUAUAUAUACUAUAUAUUCGAGUAGCUUACAGCAAAUCAUUAAUAAUACGCACACUUAUUAUAUAUUUAGUUUAAAACAUACCCUACAUAUAUAUAUAUAAUCAAUCGAGUUCGAUCGAAUAGCAUUAGUAGCUGAAAGUGGUAGUACGUUUUCGUCAUGAAGGGUGUUUGGAGUUGCAAUAGCACUAUUCUCAUAAUUCUCCUUUUCCUCCUUCCAUUUGUGAUGCCUGCUCGGCGCAUCGACCAGAGAUACGAGACAUCAUCACAAACACAGGUUGCCGGCGAGAGGGAGGAGGCCGGCGGGAGGUGGUCGGAAAAUGGUGGGGAGGCGGCGGAAGGAAUGGAAAGUAAGAAGAUGAGGGCGGUGGAAGAAAGAGGAGAUGAAUAUUAUCAUAAGAGGGCUGCGCUGCCAAUCGCGGCGGCGGGUUCGCGGUUGCCGGACUGCUCGCACGCAUGUGGAUCGUGUCACCCAUGUAAGCUGGUGCUGGUGAGUUAUGUGUGCUCCAGCACUCAAGAAGCCGAGACUUGCCCUAUGGCCUACAGAUGCAUGUGUGACAACAAGUCUUAUCCCGUUCCUUAAUCUUAUAUAAAUGUAUGUUCAUUAUUAUUAAUUAAUUGAUUAGGAGUUAAUCAGUUGAAACAUUUUGCAGCCGCUAGCUAGCUCAUCUUAUUUAAUUCCGUAGUUGUUUUUUUAGGUUCCUUGAUGUUGGAUCAACCUAAUUAGCUUACUGUACUCUACUACGACAUAUUCUAAAUAUGUAUCAUGUGGUGAUAGUAUUUUGAAGAUUGUUAUGUGUUAAGUCUCACACCAGAAAUCUUUAAAGAAUCAAAGUGUUAGAUUAUUAGAUUAA
This is a messenger RNA of Cuscuta europaea, 873 nucleotides long. Lineage: Eukaryota; Viridiplantae; Streptophyta; Magnoliopsida; Solanales; Convolvulaceae. The record is from the annotation of a GenBank genome assembly.